CAGACCAUCUAGAUUCCGACUCCCGACCCAGCAACGUCAUUUCCAAGGUUUUCCUUAUGGUGACGCGUCGUAAGAAGUUGGAACACUCUUGCGAUAGCAGUACCAUGCUUUUCCUAUCUUGCACAGAAUGGCUAUACAUAUGUCGAUGGAGCAGUGGCUUUUGAGCGCCACAAUUAUAUCAAUUUCACUCUUCUACUAUUAUCAUCGAUUGCCUUGGAUAAGUCGCCUGCCAAUGUCUACUAAAAUAUCGGAUACAGUGUUCGGAUACUGUACGAAUUCGACCAGUGUAUCUUCUAAACUCAGCAAAGACACUUCAAAAACCGCAGGACAACACGCAGAAGAACUAUACAGCCACUCAAACAAUGCUGCCCUUGCAACAUUCACAGAGCGCCAUCCAGCAUCGAAAGCAGAGCUAGAGCGGGCUCGCGCCUGCGGUAACUGGGGCAAUUCGGAGCCCUCUGAUCUCUUCCUACAGUGCUACCAUGCCGCUCUCUGCUCGCUCGAACACGACCCGCUCGCCGGCAUGAUCAGCCCCAGUCUCAUGGGAAGCCACGGGAUCCUACCCCUCACGAUCAUAGCACCGCUCCCGGAGAUAGUACGGCACAUGUCAAAUCUGAUCGCGCGGGCGCAGAAGGAAGUGUUUCUCGCCACGAACUAUUGGAUCGCUAGCGAUGCAUCUCGCUACAUCACCGAUGCACUCGUCGAGCUGUCGAAUCGUGCGAGGGCGAGGGGCGAAAAGGUGGUUGUGAAGAUUAUGUACGACCGAGGGAGCGCGAAGCAGGUGCUCGAUAACCACCAGAUCGUCUCGCCGGGGACUUAUGCGACGGGACCUGUCAAACUGCCUGCACCGGAGGAUAUCCCGAAUAUCGACAUGCAGGUGCAGAAUUAUCAUCGCCCGAUGCUGGGGACAUUUCAUUCGAAGUUCAUGGUCGUGGAUCGUAGGGUUGGUAUCGUGCAGAGCAACAAUAUUCAAGAUAAUGAUAACUUGGAGAUGAUGACGCACAUUGAGGGACCAAUUGUAGAUUCAUUGUAUGAUACUGCAAUGCUAGCUUGGGAGAGAGAGAUGGAGCCGCAGAUGCCCUAUUUGCAAAGCCCAGCAUCGCUCGAAUCUGAGGAAGUUCGUAAUGAGCGAGCGUUUGGAAAAUUAGGAACGACGAAUGGAGUUUCCGUUGAAACCAAGGACACAGAAAAGCGGCGCGAUUCGAUAGAAGUUGAGGACCGAGAAGCCUUGCAUCCACAUACUAUAGCCGCUCCUCAUUACGAUAAGGAUAUCAGGGCGGAGAUACGUCGUACACAGGCAAUCCUCGAGCCAUGCACUCAUGAAACGAAGAGAGAAGCUGUGACACGCUAUCUCAACGUUGCCACCAAGCAGAACAGGAAAGGCUUCGCACCUGAAUGCAGCCCCGAGGAUGACUUUUUGCCAAUGAUAGCGCACAAACUACACGACCCAUUCCCAAUGGCAUUGAUGAACCGCAAGCCUUUCGGCGCACCAAACAACGAGCAUGUCAUCGUCCCGCAGAACGAAGCCUGGCUAGCUGCCAUUCGGAAUGCCGAAUCAUUCGUCUUCAUACAAACCCCUAACCUAAAUGCCGCCCCUCUGCUACCAGCGUUAGAGGAAGCCGUGCAACGAGGAGUCACAGUAACCUAUUACGUGUGUCUCGGAUACAACGACGCAGGAGAGAUGUUGCCCUUCCAAGGCGGCACGAACGAACAAGUCGCCAGUCGCCUCUGCCAAAAUCUGGAUCUUGAAUCACGACAGAGGCUGAACAUUCAUUACUAUGUCGCGAAGGAUCAAACCGCCCCAAUCCACAAUAAGUUCAAAGCUAGGAGCUGUCAUGUCAAGCUUAUGAUAGUGGAUGGACACGUAGGUAUUAUAGGGAACGGAAAUCAAGACACCCAGAGUUGGUUCCAUUCGAUGGAAGUCAAUCUUAUGAUUGAUUCUAAAGAGGUUUGUGGAGACUGGAUUGAGGGCAUCAGGCGGAAUCAGAAUACACAUAUUUAUGGUGCUGCGUCGCAAAGCGAUGGCAUCUGGAGGAAUGGCAAAGGGGAAGAAGCUGAGGGAGCCAUGGGUGGGAAAGAUCCUGGGCGUCUUGCCUGGGCAAAAGGUAUGGUUGGAGCAGUGCAAAGAGUUAGAGGGAAGGGAGGAUUUUGAAAGUCCUCCUUGACGCUUGGUCCCGAGUGGACUGGUUCACGAAAAUGAAAAACAAAAAUCGCUAUUUUUGAAGAAUCUGGACCGUGCGUGUUGAUGCGUCUCGGCGAUUGCUCUUAUUGCCCAAGUAGUAUUGGCCUUGCCGUUCAAUUAGGAGAGGCUAGUAAAUGGCUCCAUGCAGCAUCUGCCGAUGUCCUUUUCCUUUUAAGCUUUCUAAUG
Molecule: messenger RNA, 2368 nt
Organism: Aaosphaeria arxii CBS 175.79
Lineage: Eukaryota; Fungi; Ascomycota; Dothideomycetes; Pleosporales
Product: phospholipase D active site motif protein
Exons: 3
Coding region: 128-2152 (674 amino acids)
Molecular function (GO): catalytic activity
Source: RefSeq, a predicted model, not a curated record